GGGGGGCCGUGGCGGCCGAGAGCGAGGCUGCGGCGGCGCCUGUGGCCUCCGCUCCGCCCUCUCCACCCACCGCGGUCGCCGCCGCCCCCGGGGCCCCGAGAGUAGAAGGGAGCCGCGUCCCCGCCGGCCGCGCCGCCAGUCCAGCCUGACCGUCGGUCCCGCCGCAGGAGGAGCUGGCCGCGCGCAGCGCCGCGCCGACGCCCGGGCCGCGGCCGCCACUCUGCAGGUGCCGGUGACGAGGCGCCGGGCUCCGGCGCGCCCCGCGCCCGCGCCCCGCCGCGUUCCGGAGGGGCGACCCGGCCCGGCCCGGCCCCACGCUCAGCAUGAACCGCGGCCACCGGCACGGGGCGAGCAGCGGCUGCCUGGGCACCAUGGAGGUGAAGAGCAAGUUCGGAGCUGAGUUCCGGCGCUUCUCCCUGGAGCGGUCAAAGCCCGGGCGGUUCGAGGAGUUUUACGGGCUGCUGCAGCACGUGCACAAGAUCCCCAACGUCGAGGUCCUGGUGGGCUACGCGGACAUCCACGGAGACCUGCUGCCCAUCAACAAUGACGACAACUACCACAAGGCCGUGUCCACAGCCAACCCGCUGCUCCGGAUCUUCAUCCAGAAGAAGGAGGAAGCGGACUACAGCGCCUUCGGCACCGACACGCUCAUCAAGAAGAAGAACGUCCUCACCCACGUGCUGCGGCCCGACCACCACCGGAGGAAGCCGCACCUGGUCAUCAGCCUGCCGCAGGACUUCCGGCCCGUGUCGUCCAUCAUCGACGUGGACAUCCUCCCGGAGACGCACCGCCGGGUGCGCCUCUACAAGUACGGCACCGAGAAGCCGCUGGGCUUCUACAUCCGGGACGGCUCGAGCGUCCGCGUCACGCCGCACGGCCUGGAGAAGGUCCCGGGCAUCUUCAUCUCCCGCCUCGUCCCGGGGGGCCUGGCGCAGAGCACCGGGCUGCUGGCCGUCAACGACGAGGUCCUGGAGGUCAACGGCAUCGAGGUGUCGGGGAAGAGCCUCGACCAGGUGACGGACAUGAUGAUCGCCAACAGCCACAACCUCAUCGUCACCGUGCGGCCGGCCAACCAGAGGAACAACGUGGUCAGGAACAGCCGCGCCUCGGGCAGCUCGGGCCAGUCCACGGACACCAGCCUGGGCGGCCCGCCGCCGGCCGAGCCGAGCCUCGAGCCCGGGGACGAGGACAGCGAGGAGGAGGACAUCGUCAUUGAGGACGGCGGGCUGCCGCGGCUGAUCCCCAGGGCCGCGCCCGACGCCGAGAGCCUGGAGUCCCUGACGCAGAUCGAGCUCAGCUUCGAGUCCCCGCACAACGGCUUCCUGCCCUCCGGGGCCGGGGGCGGCGCGGGCCCGGAGCGCGACCACGCCCGAGCCCCCGGCCAGGCGCUCGUGGAGGAGGCCGGCACCAUCCUCACCCUGUGA
Molecule: messenger RNA, 1424 nt
Organism: Perognathus longimembris pacificus (Pacific pocket mouse)
Lineage: Eukaryota; Metazoa; Chordata; Mammalia; Rodentia; Heteromyidae
Gene: Pard6b
Product: par-6 family cell polarity regulator beta
Exons: 3
Coding region: 324-1424 (366 amino acids)
Biological process (GO): establishment or maintenance of cell polarity; centrosome cycle; regulation of cellular localization
Cellular component (GO): nucleus; apical plasma membrane; cell cortex
Molecular function (GO): protein kinase C binding
Source: RefSeq, a predicted model, not a curated record